Molecule: messenger RNA, 2577 nt
Organism: Aspergillus glaucus CBS 516.65
Lineage: Eukaryota; Fungi; Ascomycota; Eurotiomycetes; Eurotiales; Aspergillaceae
Product: putative C6 transcription factor Prf
Exons: 6
Coding region: 1-2577 (858 amino acids)
Biological process (GO): regulation of DNA-templated transcription; DNA-templated transcription
Cellular component (GO): nucleus
Molecular function (GO): DNA binding; zinc ion binding; DNA-binding transcription factor activity, RNA polymerase II-specific
Source: RefSeq, a predicted model, not a curated record
AUGGCAGAUAACGAUCCAUCGCAAUACUCCGCAUUCCAGUCUCUAUCCCAGUCCCAAUCGCAACCUACCGAGACAGAUCACGAUGCUGCUGCGUCGCCCGCCGCGACCAUAGCGAACGGCAGCGGAGAAGGAAGCAGCAACUACGUCCCCCGUCCCAAGCGUAUCGCAUGCGUCGUGUGCCGGAGAAGAAAACUGAAAUGUGAUGGAAAAAAGCCUAGCUGUGGGACUUGUUCGAGAUUGGGGCAUGCGUGCGCUUAUGAUGAAGCGCGUAAGAAGAGCGGUCCUAAGCGGGGGUAUGUGAAGCAGUUGGAAGCGCGAUUAGCCCAGGUUGAGAUUUUGCUUAAUGGUCAGGAGCCAACCGCAUUACCGGCGUCCCAGACGCAACCCCAACCCCAGGAAACCGCGUUCGAUGGCUCGAUGCCGAAUAGUACUUUGUCGCCCGACUUCCUUUCGAUCCCCGCGAUUCCAGACGAAGCUGAAAUUUGCAUUGCACCGGGGGAUAUAGCUACACAACCCCAACCCGGCCGGGGAUACCUACCAGAGCCAGGGUUUAAUAUGACAGGUAAGUCCACGUGGGACAUGAUCAGUCUGGGAUUAGAGGAGCCACUUCCUGACCAGAAUGUGAUUGAUGAACUACAUCGGAUUUAUUUUGAAAAAGUCCAUCCUUCGAUACCAGUCGUUCACCGUCCGAGAUACUUGGCAGCUUCGAAUUUGACACCCAGUUUACGACCUCCUGUGUACUUGCAGUAUAUCAUGUGGUGUCAUGCGGCGUCUAUCAGCGAUAAAUACUUCCAUUUGCACGGACACUUUUACCAGCGAGCGCGCAAGUAUGCUGAAUUGGAGGAGAUGAGGGGACUUGGGGAAAACAUCAUUUCUUUGGCCUAUUGUCAGAGUUGGCUGUUGAUCGCAACAUACGAGUCUAAAAUGCUGUAUUUCCCUCGCGCAUGGCUGAGCACUGGAAGAUGUGCAAGAAUGGCAUUGAUGAUGGGUUUGAAUCGGCUGGACGGAGCGGGCCUCAACGUCAAGCAGUCAUUACCACCGCCCAAAGAUUGGACCGAACGAGAAGAACGAAGGAGGGUCUUUUGGUUGAUAUUUUGCUGUGAUCGAUAUGCCAGCAUUGGGACUUCAUGGCCCAUGGCGAUUGACGAGAGAGAUAUUAUGACGAACCUCCCUGCCACCGAGGAAUCCUUUAUUAAAAGCAAGCCACAGCGAGCCUUGCGCCUCGCCGACGCAUUGACAGGAGAGGGCAAUGCGACUUUGUCGCCGUUGGCAAGCGUCGUGUUGUUGGCGGCACUUUUUGGGAGAAAUCUCACUCACCUUCAUCGUCCUGAUCCCCAGGACAAUGAUUAUGACCUUAAUGGAGAAUUUUGGAAACGCCACCGAUCGUACGAUAAUUUAUUACUCAGCAUUGCUUUGCAGCUUCCUAGUCAUCUGCGAUUACCAACAGGAAUGGAUGAUCCGAACAUAAUAUUUAGCAACAUGUGCAUACACACAUCCACGAUAUGUCUACACCAAGCGGCGAUCUUCAAGGCAGAGAAGAACAAGAUGCCCAGUCAGAUGAUCAUCGAAAGUAAGCGGAGGUGCAUUGUGGCUGCUGAUCAGAUCGCGAAUAUCAUGAAGUUGAUCAGCCAUAUGGAUCUGACCAUUAUGAACCCAUUCUUAUCGUUCUGCGUGUACGUCGCUGCGCGGAUCUUUGUGCAAUAUCUGAAAUCCCGGCCAGAUGAUUCUAUGGUUCAAUCUUCAUUGCAAUUUGUCAUGUCUGCUCUCAGAGCUCUGAAGAGCAAACAUCCCCUGACGGAGACAUUUCUCGUUCAAUUGGACAUUGACACGGAGGGGAGAGCCUUCCAGGGCGUUCAAACCCCUCCAAACCGAGAUGGUCAUGGCAAUCAUUGUGUUCCAGGAGUGGAACUCUGCGCCCCUGAAGUUACAGAAUGUCCAGCUUUCCUCGGUCUUCCCGACUCUCACUCCGGCGAUGCGCCUGAGAAUCCUCCCCAGAGUAGGGCCAGCGAUCCCAGCCUCAACAAUAACUCAAUUCCAAAUCAACAUAAUCGCGGUGGAACACAGCCCAACCUAAAUACAGCUUUCAUCAGACCAUCUCAUAAUUUCAACCCGGGCAUUGAUACGACUGGCGCAUCGGGAGCAAUCAUCGACAUGGACACUGCACCGAACCUCAUGGUGGACGAGAGUAACACACCGCCAAACCACCAAUCUCCGUCAACAUUAAAUUCAAUGUCCAGGACAGAAGACUUUACGCCACAAAAGCCUUCUCCCUCUAACACCCACCAUCCUACACAACCAUUGAACCCAUUGGACAUGCCAUUAUCCGCUGGUGGCGGCACCGAUCCCAGCCAAUUCGGCGAUCCCUCGUCUCUUGCCAGACAGUUAAAUCAGGACACCGCACCGUUCUAUUCCACCGGGCCGGGGACGUCGUUCUCCAUACCAUCGCCCUCCGCGUGGGACUUUCCGAACCUACAGGCCGGUGUUCCUAGUCCAGGGAAUAUAACAUCGCGGCCAACGGAUUCUUACGCCGAAGCGCAAUUCGCGCAGUUCAUAUUGGACACGACGUGGCGAGGUUGA